CACUUCAGGGCCGGGCUAUUCGUGCAGGCACCGGAUACUCGGGACAUAAAAUAAACAUACCACCAGCUACGCUUCCAGGAUCCUAUACACCUUUCCAACAACGAAUUCAUGUCGAGUUGUCAAGCAAAAAAUCAACCACGGAAAAAGGAAAAAAGCACCGAAUCUCGUGGCUCCGAGUGAACGGGCAAUAUUUUGAUGGCGGAACCAGGCCUGACAUGGACAUCCCAAGCUCAUCCAUCAUCAAACCAAUCACGUAUAAAAAUGACGCCUCGCAUUUUCACUCCGCAGCGGCUAUCCAUACUAUCCCCCUCCCAUGGCUCCUUACUGCCGUUUGGUAGCUGCCGCCCUCGCCCUUUCCUCAAAUGUGACGAACCAAAAAUACGACCCCUUCAUUGGAGGCAUCGAUAAUGACACACUUUCCUUGGUUCUCAAUAACAUGGUCCAGGUAUCUACUAGAAGCUGGGAGCUGGGAACGGCUACGGAAGCACUGUUGGAAUACUCGUAUCCUGAGUUUUCGGUUUUCAAUUCAAGUGCUUUCCCGCCUGGGCACACGUUGAAUACGACAUACAACGUAUCGGAGGUCUUGGAUAUCGCUUCUCAGGUUGUUCGGGCCAAGUCGAACACAAGCAUGACUUUGGUGGAAGACACGGCUGUUGGUGAUCCCGCAAGUCUUGGCGUUGCAGUUCUCCUUGCCAACUGGACACGAACCAAUGAAAGUGAUACGUCCUUCUCUACCGCAGCUAGCGAAGAACUCGACUACCUCCUCAACUCUGCCCCACGCUCGGAUUCCGGUGCCAUCUCUCAUCGAUCAGAUCAGGUUCAGCUAUGGUCCGACUUUAUAUAUAUGGCACCCCCCUUCAUCGCCUAUUAUGGUGCACUCGCAGGGGGAGACAGUGAGGUGCAGCUCAUACAGAUAGCUUACGAGCAGAUUUCACUAUACCGUGACGUGUUGAGGGACAAUAAUGGGUUAUGGCGGCAUGUAGCUCUCGGUUCCUGGAACGAUACAACACAUUGGGCUACUGGUAAUGCUUGGGCGGCUGCAGGGAUGCUUCGUGUCCUAAUGACAAUGAACCAUACCGUACAAUCAGACCAGUUUACUGGACAAAGCGCAAACCUGACCUCAUGGAUCGGCGAAAUCCUCUCGACGGCAUGGGAAUACCAGACGGACAACGGCACACUCCGGAACGUCAUUGAUGAUGAGUCGACCUUUGCCGAUUCUUCCUCGACUGCCUUGCUCGCGGCAGUGACAUAUCGAAUGGCUGCGUAUAAUAACGAUACCUCGCUCAUUCCCAAGGCGGACAAAGCUUUCGAGCUGAUAAAAGGCAAUAUCGAUGACGAAGGGUGGUUACAGGAUACCGUCGACCCGUAUACGUUCACGACAGCCACGGCAGUGGAUGGGUAUAGUCCUGAAGGACAGGCGUUCGUGUUAUUGCUCGCCGCUGCCUGGUGGGAUUAUAUCAUCUUCAAUUCCACUAGUACUGAUGAUUCAUGAGAUUGCGACUUUUAUGAAGACUUAUGAAAUGGGGGUUUUGUAUGUUAUAUCCUGUAUUUGUACGGAACACGAAGUCUUUGUAUUAGUAGCUUGGGCUGGGCACUGGAUAGAAUAUCGCAGAUUUUGAUAAGAAGGCCCGUAUAUAAUCCGCCUCGCUGAUGCUAUCAUUAUAUUGAGGAAGGCGCAACGACGGAUCCGGUCAUCAUGUAUCAACCACGAACUUGUCGAUCUGGAGACUUGGCAAAAGUUCAUGGUCAAGCUACAAAGGUCCUU
Molecule: messenger RNA, 1765 nt
Organism: Desarmillaria tabescens
Lineage: Eukaryota; Fungi; Basidiomycota; Agaricomycetes; Agaricales; Physalacriaceae
Product: Six-hairpin glycosidase
Exons: 7
Coding region: 314-1492 (392 amino acids)
Biological process (GO): carbohydrate metabolic process
Source: RefSeq, a predicted model, not a curated record